Nicotiana attenuata is the source of this 865-nucleotide messenger RNA. RefSeq names its product reactive Intermediate Deaminase A, chloroplastic. Lineage: Eukaryota; Viridiplantae; Streptophyta; Magnoliopsida; Solanales; Solanaceae. The coding region runs from base 55 to 618 and encodes 187 amino acids. The transcript is spliced from 6 exons. The record is from RefSeq and is a predicted model, not a curated record. Gene Ontology annotation, molecular function: deaminase activity. Gene Ontology annotation, cellular component: cytosol.
AAAAGGCAACAGAAAAAGAGGUUACAGAUAGAAACAUAACAGAGAAUCGGAAAAAUGACGUGGGCCGCCGCAGCUAGUCGCUUCCAAAUGCCAACAAUGGACGUCGCCGCCCUACGCAGCCGAGCUCCGGUAGCGUUUGGAGUGGGCUGUGUUUCACUUGCUGGUGCAAACUUUCGUCGGUCUAUUUCACCAGCUCGGUCAAAGCCUUUCGCUUGCUUAAGUACUUCCACUGAUACAAGUGUAAAGGAGGCUGUUCACACUGAUAAGGCUCCGGCAGCACUGGGGCCAUACUCUCAAGCCAUCAAAGCUAAUAACUUUGUUUUCGUCUCUGGGGUUUUGGGUCUUGUUCCUGAGACCGGGAAGUUUGUCUCAGACAAUGUGGAGGAUCAAACAGAGCAGGUUCUCAAGAAUAUGGGGGAGAUACUUAAAGCAAGUGGCGUUAGCUACUCUGCAGUUGUUAAGACGACGAUCCUGUUAGCUGAUCUGAAGGACUUCAAGAAAGUGAAUGAGAUUUAUGCUAAAUAUUUUCAAUCUCCUGCACCAGCCCGUGCAACUUAUCAGGUGGCAGCACUGCCAAUGGAUGCAAGGAUUGAAGUCGAGUGCAUAGCAGCAUUAUGAUUCCUCCUCCACUGUUGCGCUCAACUUCUUAUUUAGACCUCGAAUGGAGCAAGUCUUCUGACUUCCUAGCUAAAUUUGUUAGAUUUAAUAAGCGGAUAGCUAGCUAUUAGUUCAGGAGCUUUUGUUCUUCUUCUUUUAGCUCCAACUUCCCGGAGCUGAGAAUAAACGCUAUUCAAGAACGUACUGUAACUGAGCGUCCAUGAACACUAUUAUGAAGAAGAAAUUUGGUGAUAUUUUGGCCCUACUA